AUUUUAGUAUACAUUAUAUCGUAUGUCUUUAUUAUAUAAAAAGAGUUGACUAUAGUCAAGUCAAAUAUGUUUUAAUACACAAAAUUGAAUCAUGGCACAUCAUCUUAAAUUAAGAAAGUUUGAAAUAGUGUUGGAUUCCCAUAACACGACCUAUUAUUUGGGUAGUUAUGUGACGGGAAAGUGUGUGAUAGCACUGGACGGCACCCUUGACCUGUCAAAGCGUUCGGUCAAAUCCUAUCGAAAGGCACAUAUGAAUUCCCAUUUUCCUAUCAAUUACCACAUGAGUAAUAUAAUUAUGCAGGGAAUAGCAUCGAGUUUUACUGGGUAUUCAGGAUCAAUUGAGUACUGGAUUGAAGCGGAAAUUCAUAGACCGAUGUUUUCAAAGAAUAAAAGAGCUAGGGCUAAACUUAAUGUGUCCGUGCCACUUAUUUGUAACGAAUUAAUGGAACCGCUAGAAAAGAAUUGUACGAAAAGUGAAGUUGUGACCAUUGUGUGCAAUGUUAGUAACAAAUCAUCCGUACGGGUGAUACCACGAGUGACUUUGAGACAAAUACAGACUUUUAAACAAUUAUCGGCCACAAAGGAUAAUGAAAAGACAGUCCGAAGACAAACCACACAUACCGUCAAAAAGCAAAGAUUGGAGGGAUCACUUACGGAACCGGGACUCAGCACUAGUCAUAUAUUUCACGUGGAGAUUCCCAUUGAUAUUCCUAUAUCAGUGGACUGUCCUAUUCUAACGGUUUCAUAUGACUUGCAUCUAACUGUUGACAUCCCAUCA
This is a messenger RNA of Oppiella nova, 778 nucleotides long. Lineage: Eukaryota; Metazoa; Arthropoda; Arachnida; Sarcoptiformes; Oppiidae. The record is from the annotation of a GenBank genome assembly.